AUGAAAUUGAAACAAAAUAUAACAAAUUUUAAUGUUUUCUUUUUUAUAUUAUAUUUUGUACCAUUGCUUCAAAGUAUAAAUGCUAAGAUAACCAUAUCUGAUUUUAAUUAUUACGAUGAAGUAAAUGAUAUUAGUGUUAAUUCAUUAGAAACGGAAUAUAUAAGUAUUCUCAAAGUAAUAGGUGAUGGCACAACCAAUACAAAUUUUGAAAAUAGUUAUGACUAUUUAAUUUCUGAUGAUGAAGAAAACAAAAAUUGUAAUGUAAUCGAUAAUAAAUUAGGAAAUGUAAUUAUAAAGAAAAAUAAUGAUUCAAAUCUUUUAUUAGUUCAAAAAACAAAUUCAAAAACAUAUAUUAAAGACAAAAACAAUUUAUGCACCACUAUAACACCCAUUAAAGAAUCGAUAUACACCAUUCAAGAAGUUAAAACAGAGGAUGAUCAUAUAACUGUUGGAGACAUAGAACAGUGCAACGAUGAAAAUAUUCGUAUAUUUACCAAUUAUUUUGAUAUGCUAAAUGACAUCAUUAUCUCCGAAAGUGAAAAAUGUGAUCAAAUCAUAGGCCCCACAUUUCUUAAAAAAACUGAAGUUUUUAAUUGUAGAGGAAUCAUUGGACACAUAAAAGAUAUCCAAAAAUUAUAUAAUGGCACAUAUUAUAUAUGCAUGAAAGAUAAUUAUAUAUCGUUAAUACUUAGUAAGAUUAUUAUUGAUAAACCAAUUCCUACGAGUACAUUUGUUUGCAAUUAUAGAAAUCCAAACUGCUUAAUACCAAUUAAUGCUAAUAUUUUUAGCAUAGUACCAAUCAUCAAUGAUGAAACUGUAAUAGUUAAACCAAACUGCGCUGAUACAAGUUCCCCACAUAUAAAAACAAAUCAUAAAAUAGAUGGUGGACAUUAUAUAUUCAAUUUCGAAAAUAAUAAGGAAUAUUAUCUCGAGGUUUGCAUAAAAAAUGUGUCAAAAUAUGUAAUCGCGGGAUAUGUGUUUUUUUUAGAACCGUUUAAUCCCAUUACCUGCUUCGAAAAUUCCCAAUGCCCAGUUAAAGUAUAUAUACCAAAAGAAAAAAUUAAUGAUAUUGAAAACAAUAUUAAACUUGUAAAUCUUAUGUGGUCGGAUACUGAAUGUAAUCAGAAUAAAUCGACAACCAAAAAAAUAACUAGUAAUGUACAAAAAACUGAUGAUACUUUGUAUAUUAUUAGUACUGAUCCUAUAAAAAAUGAAACUACUGUGUGUUCAAAUAAUGACGAAUAUUAUGUUCCUUUAUUCACUAUACAUUUAAUAAAAAAUCCUGAAUAUAAAAUCCAUUACACCAUAAUAAAUGGUGUAGUUUUUAAUACUACGAAGUAUUUAUUUGAAUACAAUAAUUAUACAGGUCCAUAUAUAAAAUAUGAAUGCUCCCAUAACUUAAAUGUUAAAGAUGAAUAUAAUGAUUGGGUAGAUAAUUCUGAUAAUGAAUUUAUGCAGCCAUUUGGUAAAUUAAAUUUUAACACCAAUGAAAAUCAUGCCAUUACUAUGAGGGUAUGCUUAAAACAAUAUAAUUAUUAUGAUAUAGGAUUUGUACAAAUUGAAAAGGUGAGAAACUUAAAAAAUAUAUCGUUUAAUCCUUUCCUAUUUGAGGGUUCGAUCAUAUUAUAUAAAGAUAACGUCGACACAAAAAUUUAUCAAUUUGCACUAAAGGAGCAUGAAAAUUGCCGUUCCGAUAAAGGGCAUUUUUUAGUGUCUAUACCAUAUACAGAAUAUGUAGAAAUUCUAAAUAUUCACAAAUAUGUGUCAAUAAAUGGAAAAGUAAAUUACAAAUUAAAUUUGCAAAGCAAAUUAAAUAAAUCGAGAUAUUAUCUAUGUAUGUGUUCUGAAGAAAAACGUUGUAAACUUAAUAAUAAUCUAAUUAAUUAUUACACAUACACAAACAUUUAUAUAGAUAAUGAGGUAAAAGACUUAAAGGAAAUAGUGUAUAUAUGCAAAUUGUUUAAUAAAUGCACAUUUACUAUCCAAUUCAAUUCAUCACAAGUUUCUGAUAAAUGGAUAUCCAAAGUAGGAAAUUCAUGUAAUACAAAUAAAAUAGCAUAUGUUGGAAUUGAUUACAAAUAUAAUAAUAUGUUAACUGACCAUAAAUCCAAUAUAAUAGCUCUUGAUUUCAAUAUAUAUUAUAAUAUUAACGAAUGGAAUAAAAAUUUGUUCAAUACAAAUAUAGUUGUUUGCGGAAAUUAUAAUAAUCAAAGUUUUAAUAUUUAUAUAGAAAAUGAUCAUUUCUUAAUAUAUCAUAAUAUACCAAAUGUAGAAUUUGAUAUAGUUAAUAUAAAGCACAAUAAUUUAUGUAAUAACAAAAAGGAUUUAUACAUAUAUUCGUAUUUUAAUGGACAAGAAAAUUUAUAUAAAGAAAUAAAAAUUGAUGAAAAAACAAACCAUAAUCAAAUUAAUUUAAAAAUUGAUUAUAAUGAUUUAAAAGAUAACCAAUUAUAUUUUAUAAGAGAAUGCCAUUAUUGUCCUAAUGUAUUAACGUAUCGUCAUAAUGAAGAUCAUUACAUUUUUCGAAACACCGUAAAACCACCAGAAAGGAAAUUGGAUCAAAUAAUUUAUGAAAAUAAUUUAAGAUCACCAAACAUGGAUAUUUCCAUAAAUAUAUACAAUUGCGAAACCACUACAAAAGAAAAUCAUACAGUUACUAGUGUUAUCAUGUUUGAUGGUCCAGUUCAAGAAAUCAAUUUUUAUUGCCCUAUAAAUACUAACUGUACACACACAGAACAAUUCUACUUAUUAUGGUAUAAAUAUUCAUUAUAUAUUGAAGUUAGCGAAACAAAAAGAAUUAUAGUUGUAUUACAUGAAAUUCCAGAAAAAAGACUCAGUCCAACAAACUCAUUUAAUACAAUAAAAAUUUCGAAAAUGAUAUUAAGCUUAUCUUCUAUAAAAAGUGCUAGGAUGAAACCCGGCUCCUAUAAAUUGAUUUAUAGUAAAAAUAUUAAUGGCGUAAAUGUCGAAUCGUAUGUUGGCACAUUUCAUCAUAUUGGACCACAUGUACACACAAAUCUUGUAACUGAUACUGCAAAUAAUAUUUUACUUGAAGGGUACUUUAAGCAGAUUGAAAACGAUAAAAUUAAAAUAAUAACAUAUUCCACUUGCAAUUUCCAUAAAUUAUUAACAGAAAGUUCUAAACCUAUUGAAAAUAUUGAUGCAUUUCAAAAAAACAUUCUAAAAAAUAUUCAUGAAUGUAAAUAUAAUAAUGAUCACACAUUGAUGUGUAAUGAUAUACAAAUAACGAAUACAAAAAUUCAUUUAUGCUGGUGCUAUGAAAUAUCUGAAAAAUAUUGUGAAGAUUUAUUGAAUCAUCAAUUAACAAUAAUAGAAUAUUCACCGUUGGAAUCCAUUCUAAAUCCCGUUACUCAAAUAAGUAAAUCAUCAUAUUUUAAUUUUAUGAAUUACCAAACAGAUGGUUACUUUUUUUUAAUAGAAGAAAAUUGUUUAGACAUAAAAAAUUUAGAUUUAAGAUCAAAUUUAAAAGAUCCAAAUCAUAUUCAAGAAAUUUAUAAAAAAUUAAAAUAUCCCAAUAAAUAUAAUAUGUGUGUAUGUAUAUUAAAAGAAAAUAUUCUCUGUGAUAAAAAAACUGAUUUUUCACGAUUAAUCGUUAAUGUAGAACCAGUUUCAUAUCAAUUAAUUAAAAAACAUUUCCAAGAUGAUUUUAAUAAACACGGUAAUAUAGUUCAUGACUUUAAUUUUGAUCCAGAUUUUAAAGACAAAUUAGAUCAAGGUAUAGCACCAGCUAUUAUUAUUCUGCCUGGACCAACACAAUAUAAUAGCUAUAUCUGCUUUUCUGGAGUAUUGUGCAGAACAAUAACACAUUUUAAACGAAUAAUUCGCGUUGACGAAACAUAUAAAUAUAAAAAAAUUAAAAAUAACGAUGAAGUAAAUGACGAUGAAGGUGAACAAAAAGCCAAUGAUCAGAAGAACACAAAUAUUGUUAAGUAUGCAAAUGCGGUGGGUGAAAUAUAUUUUACAUUAAAUGAUACCAAAGAGUGUAAAAAUGAGUACCAAAAAAUAUACAAAAGCGAUCCGGGUGAUGUUUUUAUUGUUCAAGAAAUGCAAUAUUUAAUGCAUCAAUUAGUAGAUGUAACUUAUGAUUUGAAAGUAAAUAUUGUCCCCCCCAGAAUAGAUAAAAUUUAUGAGAUAUGUGUAUCAUUAAGUCUGAAAGAUAUAAAUUAUUAUAAUGUUGGAAAUAUUACUUUUUAUGGGAUUUUUAAUGAAAAUUAUAAUACUAGCAGUAGCGUAGGAAUUUCACCCGAUGGACAUAUUGCAGUUGAUUAUUCUGAAAUUAUUUCCGGUAUUCCUUUUAACCUUGAAAUAAAACAAUUUUACACAAGUUAUGAUAUAUUCAUUCGAGUUGUUCAUCAACAAUUUGGAGAUGGGCCAUCAUGUCACAUUAAUAAUAAUACUCGUGAAAAAAUUUAUUCUGAAAGCAUCGCUCAUGAAUUUCUAUUACAACAUGAAAAAAAAAAUAUAGCAGAUAAUGUUACUAGUUAUAAUUGGGAAAACAUAAUAUUAUCUUUAGAUAUGGACAAUACUAAUUAUAUGAUUUCACAUAAAAACAUAGACGUACCACAAUACAUUUUAGUUUGUUCUUGUUAUGAAAUAACUAAAGAGCAUUGCCAUUCUCAUGAUAUGUAUACCAGCGAAAUCAUGAAAUAUCGUAUACAUACAGCUAUUCUAAAAUCACCGAAAAUGAAUUCUACAUUAAAAUUUCUUGAACAAGUUUCUAUCACAUUGCAAACAUCCAAAGAGUUAGGUGGCUCUAUAAAAAUAUUUCCAAUAGAAAUAGAAGAAGACUUGAGCAAAUCGUGCUUAGAAUUAAACCGAAGAAAAUUUUUUAUAAUUUAUGAUCAACUCGACAUGAAUGAAUAUGAGCAACAUUACGAAAUAAUUAUUGAUUUCCUAGCACAAGGUAUUGUCAUAUGUUGGUGUCCCCAAUAUAUUUGUAAUGAUAAUGAUUAUUUAACUAAAGUCGCCUUUUUCAGAACGAAUGCUCCAUUAUUUUUAAAAGUUGAUACCGAUCCUACAGGAUAUUUUUCCUUUAAUUUUUUAAAUAAUUUAAUAAAUAUAAAUGAUAGAAUCACAUUUGUGGAUACUAAUUCUUCUUGUACUAGCAAUUCCCAUGAUAAUUUGUUCGAUAACACAAUUCAAAUAGAUAAUCAAACUUAUUCUCUAAGUUUUGAACAAAAAUUGAAUAUAUAUGGAACACCGCAAAAAAUUGUAAAAGAAAUAAAUGGAAAUUUUAUCUGGGUUUCGAAAAUUUAUAAAAUCAAAAAGCCAGAAAUCGGUUUAAAAAUAUGUUAUUGCUUUUAUUUUUAUAAUAAAAAUUGCAAUGAUGUAAAUGGUUAUAUAUAUAUUGGUCUCGUCUACAAUAAUAUGUUAAUGGAAAAAAACAUUACAAAUUCAGAUAUAAUUUAUAAAUCACCAAAUAUUAAUUAUUUCAGUAAAGAUUCUAUAAAGUUUGUUGCAAUAAAUAGCUUUAACAAAUAUACUAAUGUUUGUAACAAUAGGAUUCACACCAAUUUGGUUAUUAUACCAUUUGUUAAAAAUGAGGCAUUUCAAUAUCACGAUUACAAAUCACGAAUAUUAAAUGUUUUUAAAAAAUAUUAUAAAAAUGAAAUUAAUUUUGUAAUAUGCUAUAGUUCUUAUUAUUAUGGAAAUAAAACUACCUUUCUAUUAAAAGCUAUACAGCUUGAUGAUAGCCCUUCUUAUACAGACACGAUUAAUUAUAAUUAUGAAUUGAGUCAGAUGGGGCUUUUACUUAAUUCCAAAAAAACAAAUAUAAAUAAACAAAGUGAUGAUGAUUCAGAUUAUCUUGAAAAAAUAGAUGCAUCCUUGAAAAAAUUUAAACAAGACAAAAAUAUAUUUAAUGAGUAUUUUUAUAGGCCAAUUUCUAUUAAAUCACAAAAUGCUUCAAAAAUGAAUAUAUAUAAUAAUUAUCAAGAAUAUAAUAAUGACAAUAUGCCAUUAGAUGCAAAAUUAAAAAAAUUAUUAUCUAAGUUUUAUGAUAUACAAAGUCUUGAUUCAAAUGAAUUGAUGUAUUAUAAAAAUAUUCCGAGUACAUUUGCAAACCUUAAUUUAGAGAAAAUAAUUAUCAUCAAUGCGAAAAAGGUUAUAUUUUGUUGCCACGAAGGAGAAUAUGUUGAAGUUGAAAUAGCCAAAGAUAAUAAAUAUAUGAUUAAAAAGGUUCCCAAAAUACAGCAGUUGUUAAAUAAAUUUAAAAAUUAUAAUCCACAACUUGAACAAAAUAUUAAAGAUCAAAAUUUAAUAUUAGAACAAUUCAACAAUUUGCAUUACAAAAAUAAUCACCCGCAUUAUUUAAUGAUAAAAGAUUCAACAGAUAUAGGAUUUUAUAAAAACCAUAUGAUUAUCAAAUUAGUAAAAUCUAACUUUUCUAUACAAAUAAAAGGAGAAAAUAUACCAGACCAUAAUUUUAUAUUAUAUAUAAUAGAGUUUAACAACAGUUGUUAUAUCAUUGAUAAAAAAUUAUUUUAUGUAGAAAAAUCUGAAAUUUCCAAUAAAAAUAGUAAAUCCAUAACUUUCAAAGACAUACAAAUAAGCAAAAUAAAUAAUUAUAAAUUAUGUAUUCUAGACACAACGGAAAAUAUAUAUACAGACGUAGGGAUAUUAAAUAUUACAAAUUAUUAUAUUGUAAAUGAUUCAUAUUUUGAUGAUGAUAACGUUCAAUCAACUAGUAGCCAAAAUAAUUAUGCCAUUUUACAUGCUUGUGUAAACAUGCAAUAUAACAAUGUUUAUAUAAUAAAAAAAAGUAGAAGCUUCUAUUUUGAAAUUGAUGUGAAAAAUCUAAUGUUUUUAAAAAAAGAUAAUAAUUUUAAUAAAUAUUUUCCUGAAUUACAGCAACAUCACCUAAUAUCUUGUAAAAGUAAAGACAAAUAUACAAUUAUUUUAACCAAAACUCACGUAUUUCUUUACACACUGAAUCAUGAUAAUAAUACUAAUGAAUUUUCCUUCGCAACAAGCCACAAUAUAAUGUUUGCUGUUGAUAUCGAUUUCGACGAAGAUUAUAUAUACAUAAGUGAUUUGCACUUAAAGAAAAUAGUUCGACUGCAAAUUAUGGCUAAUGGAACCCCAAUAUCAAUAAUGAAUAAAAGAUCGAAAAGAAGUGUCAUAGGGGUAGAUCAGCCAAAUAUUAAGGUGCUCCAAAAAAAAAUGCUCAACAAAGGUCAAAUACUUAAGAGGUAUGUUAUACAUGAAAAAACUAAUGAUGAAAAUAAUUUACAGGCAAAUCAUUUAAUAAACAGUUCAAAUAUUUAUGAUACGCAACGUUACUAUAGAUCUGAUAUGUUAUCCCCAAAAUUAUUAAUUAAUAAAAAAUCACAUAACUUAGACAAGCAGACAAUGAGAACAAAUCUAAAUUGCAAUCCACAAAGCACUCAAGAUACAAAACAGGAUAAAGAGAUAGUUACUUUUUUACAACAAUAUAAUAAUCCCAUACUUUCUAAUAAUGUAAAAAAGGAUUUUUUAAAAGAUAAAAAUAUUCAAAUGGAUUCUAGAGAGAACAAAUUUGUUUAUAAAGAUAGAAAGAAACCUAAAGAAAGUUCAAUAAGUAAAAUAAUUAGUACACUAUAUAAUUAUCUCAAAAAAGCAGUAAAUAGCAUAAGCUCAAGUGUAUAUUUAUACAAAAUAUUCGAUCAUAAAAAUAUUCUCAAAGAGAAAUCAAUUAUCAGUACUUUUUUUAAUUUGUUCAAAAAAAGCAAAAAAAAUAAUAAUACUUUCCAUAACGAUGCAAUAUCUUUAAAAGUACCAGAUUCUAUAAUUGUGCAUGAAGAAAAGAAUGUGCCUAAUAGCUCUAGCAUUAUGAGUACUACUAAAAUUACAAGAAAAAAACGAAGCGCACUUCAAAAAUUAGACCAAUUAAAUUAUGACCAAAUCAUACAAAAGAAUAUUGAAAAUUUUGUAAACUUUCCAAAUACAGAAAAAUAUUUGCUUAAUAAUAUGGAUUAUCUUGAUAUUGAAAAAUUAAAAAGUCCAUUAUAUAUGUCUAUACAUGAUAAUAUAUUAUAUCUAUUAGACAGAACAAAAAACAACUUUUUCAGUUAUAAUUUGAAAAGUAAAGAAAUUAUUGAAUUAGAAAAAUACAAUUUUUCAACACAUAAAUUUACUUUAAAUAAUCCUUUUAAUUUUUCAAUAUAUGAAGGAAACAAAAUUAUAUAUACUGAGCAUACAAAUAAAUUAGCAUUUGUAUCACAAGUAAACAGUAAUGAAGUAAAAAUUAUUGACUUGAACCAAAAUAAAUACAAAAUUAUUAAAGCAAUCAAAUUAAUAAAAGGAUAUAAAAAGCAUCAUAUUAUUAAUAAAGUAAUACCAAUAAAUGAAACUUUAUUAAUAAUCACGUCACGAGGUCUUAAUGAUAAUGCAAUUACUCCUCACAACUACCAUUAUUAUUUUAAUUUAUUUAGUCAUUAUUUUCAAAUGUCUUUUAGUUAUACAUUUUCCAAAAGGUAUACUGCAAAUGAUGAUUUACACAUAAUACCAGAAAUAGAUAAAAACAGUGAUAAUAUUAUUUAUUUCUGUUUUUUGAAUUCAAACCACAAAUGCACAAACGUAGAUGAAUUAACGAAAUUAAACAUUUCUCAUGAUACUGGAAUAAUAACAGGAAAACUAAACUAUUUUGGUACAUUUAAAUUAACAAUUUUUGCAAAAACACAUUUUCAGUAUAAAAUUAAUAUUUAUGAUGACUUAUAUUCUUAUUGUGGCAUUGGUAAAAAAUUUAAUAUAAAUAAUAACGGAUGCGAAGGUUGCCCAAUAGGGACUUUUUGGAAUAAUGAUAUGUUAUUAUGCGAAAAAUGUGAUGUAUAUAAAAAAAAUACGUCUACACUAAAAAUCGGAUCAAAAUUAAUAACAGAUUGCUUAUGCUCAGCUGGAUAUGAAUAUUCAGAAAAAACACAUAGUUGUGAACAAUGCAAACCAGGUUAUUACAAAAAUAGAGUUGGAAAUUUUAUUUGCAUUAAAGGAUGCAAAAUUAAUGAAGCAAGUAUUAUAUACGGGGCUACCACUUAUGAUGAAAUGUCUUGCCAAUGCAUUGAAGGGUAUUAUAUGAGCAAUCAAAAAUGUGUAUUAUGUUUAAAAGAUCAUUAUUGCCCAGGAAAUGGAAUUAUUACACAAUGCGAUAAAAAUGAAACAUCACAAAUAGGAUCAAACUUGAAAGAAAAUUGUGUAUGCAAAGAAAACUUCAUAUAUAAUAAAGAAAAUAAUAAUUGUACUUAUUGUGUAUCUAUUGCUAAAGUUAAAUCUGAACCCAUUUAUUGUAAAUUAUGCGAAGAAAAAUAUCUAAAUGCCGAUAUUUUUGCUGUACCUCAUCAAAAUAAUUACGGGUUAGUAAAUACGAUACAUUAUUACUAUGAAGAUUUUAUCUUGGAUAGAGAAAAUGUGAGAUAUGCUUAUUUUAAUAAAAAGUUGGAACGCGAAGAAAAUCGAAAAAUUCAAAUCGAUCCGAAAAUGCCUAGAAAUUAUGCAAAUUAUAUAAAUUUUAUAAAAUUUAAAGAUGGUGAUAAUAAUAAGGAUAUUGUUCCCAACGAAGGGAACAAUGCUAAAGAUACAAUAAAAUUUGCAAUUGAAGUUAACAUGCAUAAUCGUACUAACUGUAUAUUUUGUGAAAGUGGAUAUUUUAUAGAUUCUAAAAAAAAUAAAUGCUUGCCUUGCAGUAAUAAGUAUUGUAGAGGGUUUUCCAAAGAACCAAAAAAUUGUCCUCAUAAUUCCAUCGUAAGUAAAAAGAUGGCGUCUUCUAUUUUAGAUUGUGUUUGUAAACGUGGUUAUGGAACAUUAAAUGAAAGAAGAAAUGGGAUUAAAAAAUCUUUGGCCUGUAAGGUAUGCCCAAAAAAUUUCUUUAAACACAACACAACCGAUGAAUAUUGUUUACCUUGCCCCCAUAAAACUUAUACAUUAUCAGAAGGAUCACAUUCGAUACUCAGUUGUUUGCCUAGGGAAGGGCAUUUUAUACUAAUGCUUAGGAAUAUAAACAUAGAAUAUUUAAGGUAUAAAUUUGAUUCGAAAAUGGAAAACACAAUUUAUAAUUACUUUCAAAAUAAUAACAAAAGUUUUGACGAUGAUGUGUAUGACUUAUUUUUAAAUAAUAGUUUUGAGCAGGUAUUUCAAAAUUUGAAUAAUAACAUACAAUCAAAUAAUAGCAUUAAUAAAAAAAAUGGAAAUAAAGAAGAAAACUUAAAUCCCAAAGCAGAUAAAAAUCAAAAUGUCGCCAACAAUAAAAAUGAUAACAAUAAUAAAUACAAUUUAAAUGAUUUGAGAAAGCUUGGGUUUCUUGAACCAAACUCAAUAUAUUAUUUAUAUUCAAUACUGUUAAAAAAUAUAGAAGACAAUUAUAACUGGGAAAAUGACAAUAAUUUAAAUGUUAUUUGUCAUAUUAAUGUUCACUUGAAAAAUAACCCCAAUUACACAGUUACAUAUACACCAAAUUUGAAGUCGUGCAUAUCCAGUUGUAAAAGUAAUAUAUAUUGUACUGGUAUCGAAUUUUCUCGAAAUCAGGUUGAAUAUGAACAAAUUUUUUUAAAAAAUAAUCAAAAGAUCAUUGUUGGAUAUUUUAAAUGCAAAAAAUUUUAUUAUAAAGAUAUAUAUUAUUAUUCUUCAUCUAAUUUAGAACAAUUUUUAAAUGAAAAUGUUCAGAAUGGCGUACCAAUAAAGAAUGCUCUGGCUUAUAAAAACUUUAUAUUAGAAUACAAAAAUAAAACAAUAUUUACGUGUUCUAUAGAUAGAGAUAAUAAAUAUUUAUUAUAUAAGAAAUAUCAAGUAACAGAAUGUUUUGCUGGAAAAUUUUGCCCUGGUAAUAAUAUCCCUUAUUUGAUAUCAUGCCCAAACAAUUCAAUGACAUUAGUAAAAUCAGCAUCUAAUGUUGAUAAAUGCCUAUGCAUGGAAGGUUACGCAUAUUUAGGAGUAUUAUCUCAUCGAUGCUCGAUUUGUGAAAGAGGUACAUAUAAACACACAGUAGGAAAUACAAAAUGUGAAAAUUGUCCUUUAACCUUUUCUACGAUCAAAAUUGGAUCCAAAAAUAUUAGCGAUUGCUCAUGUACCGUUGGAAAUUAUAUCGAAUUUGAUACGUUAAGCAAUUUUAUUAAAGCAGAGCAAAUUAAUUACAAAAAUAUUGAUCAGUAUUUUAUUGUUCCCCAAAAGGCUGAUGAUAAUAUAUAUUACAUGACAAAAGCUAUAAAAAUAAGUUUACAUAAUCUUAAUAAAAAGCGUGACGAAGAAUAUAUUAAUCAAAUAUUAAAACUUCAUAUAGCAGUAUGCAGACCCUGCUCUCUUGACAACCAUUAUUGUGAAGGUGGUAUAGAAUCAAAUGUUAUUUUUAAUAAUAAACUUAUAAGCAACAAAAUUCACACAUUGCCAAAAAAAUGCCCUAAUGAACUUGUUAUACCUCAAGGAAUUAAACAAAGAAGUUCAAUAAAAAAUUGUUUAUGCGUUCAUGGAAAAGUCCUAAGAGAAUCAAAAGACAAUACUCUUGAAUGCUUUCCAUGUCCUCCUAAUACAUUUAAAGAAAGCGAAUAUGAUAAUAGUUGCUCAGGAGUUUGUCCACACUUCUCAACAUCUUUUAUCGGCUCGUCAUUUGAAAAUCAAUGCUUUUGCAAAAAUAAUUAUUACUUAGUCACUGAGAAAGUUUCCAAUCCAAAAAGCUUUAAUAUAAAAAAAAACUGCGAAGUAUGCCCAGAUGGAGCUAUUUGUAAUAGAGGUUUUAACAUCAAUUUAUUUAUAAAACUGUUAAAGGACAGAGCAUAUAAUAAUAUAAGCAUUUUAGAUCAUGAAAACCCAUAUCCAGUAUAUGGAUAUUACGCAGUAUACAAAACGAACAAUAAAAAUACUUUAUGGACACCCAUGGACGACAAAAAUAAUAGCAGCGAUGAUGAAAGUGCAAAAAACAACACGAAAAAUGAUACAUAUACAAAUUCCAAAUAUACUUAUCCAUAUUAUAAUCUAAUUUUAUACAUUCAAAACCAUGUGCAAAACAUGAAUUAUUUUUUCUUUGAAAAUAAUAGCAAAUUAUAUUUAGAUAAAACCUUCAUAGAAUCUGUAAAGAAUAAAAAUGAAAUGGAAAAAAAAAAUAAUAAACAUGCAGAUGCAACAAAAUCAUAUAAUGAUAUGUAUAAUCAAUACAAUACAAUAUCCUUUAUUCAAAAUGAGGACAAAUAUGAUAUGCUCAAAUAUAAAAAUGACCAAAGUCAUAACAAUCGUAAAGAAAAUAAUAUAUAUACAAAACAAAACAUAAAUUUAAAUACAACUCACCAUCCCACAAAAGCUGAUUUUUAUAAUUUAUUGGCUAAGCAAGAUCAAUAUUUGUCCUUUUUAGAAAGCAAUAAAAAUAUUAUCAAAGACACCAACAACGAUACGGAUAAUUUAAUAAAAGAAAUGUUUGACAAUAAUCUAAAAGCGGCAAAAGAAAUAGAAGAAAGGAACACCCAGUUUGAAAGAACUCCUGAUAUUCACCCAUGCAAUUUAUCAGAUAGAUGCCUUGGAACUAUAACAAAUUUAUGUUAUGAAGGCUCAACAGGAUAUCAAUGUAAUAGUUGUUCAAAAAAUUAUGACAUGAAAUAUUUUAAAUCGAAAUGCACAAAAUGUAGAAAUAUUUAUCAUGAAAUAUUAAGCAUAAUACUAUUAAAAUUUAUAUAUUAUGUAAUUGUUAUUUAUAUUGUCUCAUUAAAUUAUAAUAACUGUUUAAAUAAGUUAUAUGUAAGUGGAAUUCUAUUCAGAAUAUGGCUUAAUUGUUCAUUUAAUUUUAUUUCUUUAGGGCUAUUUUCAUCUAAUAGUCUUUCAUUUAUUACAAGAUAUUGGUAUGUAUAUAAAGGGAUAUUCCUUUAUCACUUAAAAUUUUUUUCAUCCUAUAUAAGAGUUGGGUGCUUUAUGAGUUAUUAUAAUACUAAUAUUACGUAUAAAAGUAUAUGGUAUAUACAAAAAUAUCUAAAUAUUUUUACAAUUUUUUUCGACAUUUUUUUUAUUACUCUUAUUUUAUUUAUUACUAUGAAAAUAUCCAAUUUUUGGAACCGAAAAAAAAUACAAAAUUUUGAGAUUAUGUUAUCUACGAUGCCCGAAGUGUACGACAAAUUUAAAAUAGAACAAAAUGAAAAAAGAAAAAGAAAAAAUAAAAAGACACAAAAAAUACACGUACUUAAUAGCAAUCACGAAAACCAAGAAUAUGGAUCACAAAGUAAUUUAACACUCAUACACGAUUUAGAAAAAAAUGAAAGUCAAUCAGAUGAAUAUGCCACUCAUGACGAUGCAGAAACUUUCCAAAACAAUAGACAUGAUUGCAAUUCACAGAAUGGGCGAAGUGAAGAACCCCAUACUUUGAAAAAUAAUGCAAAUAUUCCAAUAGAAAAAAACUUCAAUUUCCUAACAAAGAAUAAAAAGUUAAUGUCGAAUAAUAGUAAAAUAGAGAAUAAUUUAACCGACGACAAUUAUGAAUUAAAAUACAUAAAAAAAGAGCAUACCUUGUAUUCCCCAUUUUUGAAUGAAACUGUUGAAUAUAUUUAUGAUAAAAAAAUGUUUGGUCCAUGGCGUUUUAUACAUAAAAAAAAUGAUAGUUUCAAAAAACAAUUCUUAGAAUUCAUAAGCGAUACCAUUCCAUGUUAUAUUUUAAUGAUUAUUAUUUCAACCCCUUAUAUAUUUUUGGAAACUAUGCAAUUAUUUUAUUGCAAAUCUAUCAAAUUUAAGUCUCAAAAAAGUGAAUUAUAUUUAGCAUAUUUGACUACUCAAAAAUGUACAACUUCUUCAGCUUCCUUUAUAAUGGGCUUAAUUGUAGCAUUCAUAGUAUUCUUAUUUUACAUAGCUAUAUGGAUUUUUCUAUUAUAUUUAUAUUCAAAGAGAAAACAAAUUAAGAUGUCUGACAAAUUCCUCAAUAAUUUAUUAUCAGGAUAUGGACAAGGAAAAGAAAUAUUUGAAGUGAUAUUUUUAUUUAAAAAUCUAAUCCUAGUGGUUAUAAUAGGAUUUACUAUUUAUUAUCACUAUUAUUAUAUUGUUUUAGUGACUUUAACAUUAACAUUAUUUUCGAUAUUAGAAAUAAUCUCAAAUCCAUUUGAUAGACGGUCGUUUAAUAUACUAAAUAUAUCAUUACGCGUGGGAAGUGUUUUAAAUAUAUUUUUUUCGAUCAUGAUUUGGGGAAGCUUCUAUUUGAAUUAUGAAAGAUAUAUUAUGUUUCCCUUUUCCCUUGUCAUUUUAUAUCAUUUUUAUAUGGUUCACAAUAUAGUUAAAGAAGUAAUUUUUUCGAAAUAUUUUCUUACCAUGCAAAAUUAUAUUAAUGCACAAACUGUGGGAUACGAUGACCACAAUAUUAAAGAUAAAAAUUAUAAAUUUUAUUAUAAAGUUAUGAAUAAAAUCAAAUUUGUCUUAAAAAAGAGCCAAAAAGAAAGUAUAUUGCAAUAUGCCCAAAAUUAUAACUCUAUAGAAAAAACGCCCAUCCAACCAAAAGAAUACAUACACUUUGAGGCAAUUGAAAAUAUUAUCAAAAAAUAUAAUGAUAAUUUAAAAAAAACUGUAAUAAUAAAUAGAGACCAAAACGAAGAAAUAAUAGACAACGAAAAAAAAGAUAUAAAAGAAAAAGCGAACUCUUCAUUAAAACAAAAACAAUUAUCCAUUAAUAUGUGCAAUGUAGCAUAUAUAUGGUAUGAUGAACAAAAUGAAGAUUUAUUUUUCCAACUGCCUUUUGAAGAUAAACUAUCUUCACGUUUUAAUAAAGAACCCGAUGAAAAAACAUAUAAUAUAUUCGCUCGUAUGUUAUAUUACAUCAAAGACAAAGAAACAAAAUAUAAUAUCAAAUAUUUUGUACUAGCUAUAAUGCAAGUUAUUGAUAAAUUCGUGGUUAUAUCAAAAUCUUGCUCUAUAUAUGAAAAUUGGUUUGACUUUGCAAUGAGAUUUGCAUUUGUUUAUAUAUCAUGGAUUAAAAGAAUUAAUAAAAAUAAUAUAAUUAUACCGACCAACAUAGAUCAAUUACAUGUUAUAACAGAUGAAUUUAUAUAUAUCCCUUUAUUUUAUAAAUAUGACUAUUCUGCUUGCCCCCCAAAACCAUUUUAUGAAUCUCCAAAAGAAGAAAAAGAUAAUGCUCCAAAUAACGAUGAAGAAGGAAAUUAUCGAACUGAAACUUUGGAAAAAAUGAAUAGUUUCCAAAAUACAGAAAUCAAAAUUAGUCGAAGCUAUGGAUCAUAUAGCAAAAUGAGCAGUUUAAAGAAUAGGAAAAAAAGCAAAGGAAAAAUUGAUUAUUUUAAUGAGCAAAAUAGUAGGGAAGAUUUAUCUAAUGAAAAUGAUACAAAUUCAUCCAAUCUUGUUCGUGGGAAUACAAAAGAAUCUAAAUUAGAGCAUUUUGGCAACGAUUCUCAAAGUGUAAACAGUUCUAAAGGUGACAAUAAUAGUUCAAGUGAAGAAAAUUCUGUUAUAAAAUAUUUAAACAUAAAGGAAGGCAGAAAAAGAACCAAAUCAAAGGGCAAGACAAACAUAUUAAACAAAAAAAUAAAUUCCAACGAUGAUGAUAGCAAAAUUGAUAAUAUUGUGAACGAGGCUUCGCUAAACACAUUUAACUACUCAUUAGAUAUUUUUUCCUCGGAGAUGUUUAAUGAAUCGAAUUAUCACAUCCUAAUUUCUCUGUUUGAAUUGUAUAUAGCUAUGAGUACAUUAAAAACUAUGAAUGCUCAUUCCUUUAAUAAAUUAUAUAAACUUUAUAACAAAAAGUAUAUGAGUUUUGAAAAGAAUCUUACGUUUUACAUUAAUGAUUUAAGAAAUGAAAUAAAACACAAAGCCAAUGAAAUCGAUAAUGAAAUUGAUAAUGAAACAAACAAAGAAAAAUAUGCUGAACAAAUUAGAAUACAAAAUUAUUAUUACUAUAAAGAGGAAUUAGUAAAACGUAAAAACAUUGAGGGAGAGUUGCUGUCAAAAAUAAAAAACUUAGAAGAUUGUAUUGAGGCAAAUAAAAGGUCGCGUGCAAUAAGAGAUCUUCUAAGAAGUUCACGAAAUAAUAAUGAACCAGAUGCGAAUUUAGCAGACAAUAUUAAUUUCAUAUUCUCAUUUCUGCAAAAUGAAGGGACCUAUAAAUUAGAUCAUUCAAAAAAAAAGGAAUAA
Molecule: messenger RNA, 16083 nt
Organism: Plasmodium vinckei vinckei
Lineage: Eukaryota; Apicomplexa; Aconoidasida; Haemosporida; Plasmodiidae
Product: cysteine repeat modular protein 4, putative
Exons: 2
Coding region: 1-16083 (5360 amino acids)
Biological process (GO): mRNA processing; protein ubiquitination
Molecular function (GO): ubiquitin protein ligase activity
Source: RefSeq, a predicted model, not a curated record